Messenger RNA from Terrapene triunguis (Three-toed box turtle), 3109 nucleotides. RefSeq names its product ATP/GTP binding protein like 5 (gene AGBL5). The transcript has 18 exons. Gene Ontology annotation, molecular function: metallocarboxypeptidase activity; zinc ion binding. Gene Ontology annotation, biological process: proteolysis; protein deglutamylation. Lineage: Eukaryota; Metazoa; Chordata; Testudines; Emydidae. The record is from RefSeq and is a predicted model, not a curated record. The coding region runs from base 311 to 3094 and encodes 927 amino acids.
UGUUGUUGUCGGGCCGGCCGUUGUUUGGGUCUCGAGCGGGGCCGGGCUCCGGGGAGCGGUGAGGAUCGGGUUGCCGGGGCCCGGCAGGUGGAGGUGAGAGACUCCGGCUGCGGCUCCUCUACCGGGGCCUGGUUGGCCAGCUUGAACAAUGAUUUGGACUUAGAACCAUAAAAAGCAGGAGAGAGGAGGAUCCGUGAGCAAAACAUCUAUAUUUGGAAGCCUGUUUCAUCCAGCAGCUCUCAGGGACAGCCCCGCAGCAGCCUUGGUGCAGACAAGAGGAUGAAAUCGCACUCUCGGUGGGGGACUAAACAUGGAGAUACGCUGCGGCGGCCUCUUGUUCAGUUCCAAGUUUGACUCAGGGAACCUGGCCCAUGUGGAGAAGGUGGAACACCAGGAAGGAGAAGGGGACGUAGCUGGGAACAACAGCAGCAGCACUACUGUGUCUGCGGUGUUUGGCAGCUCCCUGCCCACGGCUGACUAUGAAUUCAAUGUGUGGACCAAGCCUGACUGUGCUGAAACGGAGUAUGAAAAUGGGAACAGAUCCUGGUUUUAUUUCAGUGUGAAGGGAGGAGCGCCAGGCAAGCUGAUCAAAAUCAACAUCGUGAACAUGAACAAGCAGAGCAAACUCUAUUCCCAAGGCAUGUCGCCUUUCGUUAGGACCCUGCCUGUCAGGCCCCGCUGGGAGCGCAUCCGGGAGCGGCCCACCUUCGAGAUGAUGGAGACCCAGUUUGUGCUGUCCUUUGUGCACCGCUUCCUGGAGUACCGUGGCACCACCACCUACUUUGCCUUCUGUUACCCCUUCUCAUACACGGAGUGCCAGGAGAUGUUGGCACAGCUGGACAGCCGCUUCGAGGAGUGUAAAUACAUGUCACCCAGCAGCACCCUCGACUCCAUCUAUUACCAUCGAGAGCUGCUGUGCCACUCCCUGGACAAUCUGCGGGUGGACUUGCUCACCGUCACCUCGUGCCAUGGCAUGAGGGAGGAGCGCGAGCCCAGGCUGGACAACGUAUUCCCUGACGAAGCCACUCCUCGUCCGCAUUGCUUUGCAGGGAAGAGGGUCUUCUUCCUGAGCAGCAGAGUUCACCCAGGGGAAACGCCCUCCAGCUUCGUCUUCAAUGGCUUCCUGGAGUUCAUCCUGCGGGAGGACGAUCCCCGAGCCCAGAUGCUGAGGCGCAUGUUUGUCUUCAAGCUCAUCCCCAUGCUGAACCCGGAUGGCGUGGUGCGAGGCCAUUACCGAACCGAUGCCCGGGGGGUGAACCUGAACCGCCAGUAUCUGAGCCCUGAUGCAGAGCUGCACCCUGCUGUGUUCGGAGCCAAAGCCGUGCUCCUUUACCAUCACAUCCACAGCCGUGGCCCAUCCGGCGCUCCCGACUGGAGGGCACAUGCCUCCCCGCUCACCUCCACCUCGCUAAGCACAAAAUCUUCCCACCAUUCCAUCUACAACUGCACCCUGGCCCCGGAGGCUCCUCUGUCGGAGCUGGAGAAAGCCAACAACCUCCGCAACCACCCCAGCACCUAUCUCACGCUUUCUCAGGACCCCCAGCCGCUGGAAGCACCUGCUGUCGAGCUGGGGAACAAGGACCAAGCUGUGUGGAUCCUGCCUUCGGAGCCCACCGGGGAGCACUGUGAGAGGAAAGCCGAGACCCCCCUGGAAGCCGUCCUGCCCCAGGAGAGCGGGCUGGCGUACUACGUGGAUCUGCACGGGCACGCCUCCAAGCGCGGCUGCUUCAUGUAUGGCAACAGCUUCAGCGAGGAGAACGCCCAGGUGGAAAAUAUGCUGUUCCCGAAACUCAUCUCCUUGAACUCAGCUCACUUUGACUUCAUGGGCUGCAACUUCUCGGAGAAGAACAUGUACGCCAGAGACAAGCGGGACGGGCAGUCGAAGGAGGGCAGUGGACGAGUGGCUAUCUACAAGGCCUCGGGCAUCAUUCACAGCUACACACUGGAGUGCAACUAUAACACCGGGCGCUCAGUGAACAGCAUCCCCAUGGCCUGCCACGACAAUGGGCGGGCGAGCCCUCCACCCCCUCCAACCUUCCCCACCAAGUACACCGUGGAGCUGUUUGAGCAGGUUGGGCGGGCGCUGGCCAUCGCGGCGCUGGACAUGGCAGAAUGUAACCCCUGGUCCCGGCUCAUCAUGUCUGAGCACAGCAGCCUCAGCAACCUGCGAGCCUGGAUGCUGAAGCACGUGCGCAACCUGAAGGGCAUGGCUGCAUUCUCCCGCAAGAAAGGCUCCAACGGGCUGCCCGCCGGGAGCUCCGAGAAUGCCCUCUCCCGGGCCAGGAGCUACAACCAUGGCACCAGUGGGAGCCAGCAGAACUCGCCCCAGAUCAAAGCCUCACCCAGCUUCACCUUCAGCUGUAACAGGGCUGGUGGCCCCGCAGGCGGGAGUCAGAGCCCUCAGAAAGGCAGCCCGAGGGUCCUGGCACCGGUGAGAGAGCCCCGCGUGCAGGACAAGCGGCGCCAGCAGCACCUGCCUCUGCUGCGAGCAGCGACCAGCAGCGACCAGCCGCCAGCGCCUCUCCCUCCCUGUGCCAGGCGUCUGUCCCAGCCUCCGCCGCCCGCCGGCCUGCGCCCCUGCUCCCUGCCAGCCUCCCUCAGCCUGUCAGGGACCUCGCCCACAGGCACUAAGGCCGGGGCUCUGGUGAUCACCAGCCGUGGACUUCAGGCAGCAGAGCACGGCCGGGAAGAGCCGAAGACCCCCUAUGGCAUGGCGCUGGUGCAGAACCUUCCGAAGAGGCUGAGCUCCAGGAAAGUCCUAGAACCACCCAGCCUGGGGCCGCUGCGACCCAGCAGGAUCCCCGUCCGUAAGAAGGCAGCAGCAUGCGCCCCGAGUUUGCUGGGGCUCGGCAGCGAGAGCACCUCAGCCCUCAAGGUCUGGAAAUACACCCACGCUGGAGCCCUGGCCCAAAGGUCUCUGCCAGCAUUCCCAGAGGACACUGCAUCACUCAGCAUGGGGAUGCAGACAACAGAGCCGCUCUUCAUCUGCGACGACCCCGAGGGCCUGCUCAGCGAGCAUCUGCCCAGCCGGGCCCCAGACUCGCCCCCGCUCAGCUCCUACCACAAGAUCCUGUCCUUCUGCACUGAAGCCUGAGAGCAACCACCGUCU